AUGAGUUAUACUGAAGUUUUCGAGUGGUAAAUAUAUUAGGGAGGGUUGCCAGAGAUGUUAAGAGGGGUGGCACUGACACCAGCCAGCUGCCUCACUGCCACACACGUCAUCUUCCUGCUAACAUGGCACCAGUCUUUGGCUAUUGGAAACUACGUGGGUUGGGACAGUCCAUCAGGCUGUUGCUGGAGUACCUCGGCACGGAGUACGAAGAAAAGUUCUAUAACUUCGGUCCAGCUCCAGACUUUGACAGAUCUGAGUGGCUCAACGAGAAGUUCAAACUGGGACUUGAUUUACCCAAUCUUCCAUACUACAUUGAUGGUGACAUCAAAAUCACUCAGAGUCAUGCCAUCCUGCGCCACUUGGGUCGUCAGAACAACAUGUGUGGCAAGACUGAGAAAGACAAGAUAAAGGUGGACAUGCUCGAGCACCAAGCCAUGGACAUACGUAUGGGAUAUAUCCGACUCAUCUACAUUACCUACCCCACAGAAAAAGACCAGUACCUUAAGGACUUUAAGACAACGAUGAAGGCGCUCUCUGACCUCCUGGGCAGUCAACCAUGGUUCGUAGGUGACCAAAUCACCUUCCCUGACUUUCUGAUCUACGAACUUUUGUCUGUCCACCUGGAGUUGGAUCCCACCUGCCUUGAUAAAACCAACAACCUUAAAGAGUAUGUGAAACGCUUCGAGCAGCUUCCGAAGAUCAAGAAGUACUUGGAAUCUUCAAGGUUCAUCAAGGCACCGCUAAAUGGGCCUAUGGCACACCAUGGGAAUAUUUAAAUCUUGCUCUGCUAAGCAUUAUAGCAACGCCUGAAGUUAACAGUGUAUUGUACUUUGAGUUUGCAGAAAGUUACCACUGGCUUACUCUAGUAACGAAAGAUAAUGGAACUGCACCAUUAAUAAUGUUUUAAGUUAAUAAAUAAAUCAUAAGGAUUUUUAUGUCCUGCGCCAUAAGUUUUGUUGCACACUUCAGAGCUAAAGAAAAAUUACAAAAAAAUGAUAUGUCUUGAGGUGUCCAGUAGCUAGAUUGCUAGAGCACUCAGCUCACACAUUAAGGUCAGGUACAGGUGGAAACAAUAGGACGUGAUUCCUUAGGACACCUGACGUCCCUCUUCACCUAGCAGUGAGCUAGGUACCUGGGUGUUAGUAGACAGGUGUGGGUCGCAUUAUGCUCUGCAAAACUAGGGGGCUUUAUAGUAUUAAGUCACUGAUAUCAGCUAGGCCUGUAUACCUUGUACAUGUACUUUUAAAAAUGGAUUAGGAAAUGCUAACAGCUGAAUAUAAUUGCAGUUCAUGGAUCAGCUGUACCAUAAGUUCGAAUUAAUAAAUUUGAUUAAAAAUAA
Molecule: messenger RNA, 1339 nt
Organism: Cherax quadricarinatus
Lineage: Eukaryota; Metazoa; Arthropoda; Malacostraca; Decapoda; Parastacidae
Source: RefSeq, a predicted model, not a curated record